UCUGGAACAUUCCUAAAUACUUAGAUCCCGGUUACAUCGGUGUCUCCCGCCGGUGUGUGGCUGCUCCUGGAGGAAGUCUACUCGCAUCCUUCUGUUCCUCGGCCGGACCGUGUUGUGGAGUUUACUGCUCAUCGGUGGGACUGCCCUCUCUUUCCCUCCACCAGGGUCCCUCAGCAUCUCCUUCUGCGCAGACCUCGGGUCAACCAGGGAAUGACCAUCACCUAUACAGCACGAGUUGCGAAUGUCCGCUUCUGCAGCUUCUCCAAGCUGCUGGUGCUGUGGAAAGGGAGCAUCUACAAACUCCUGUAUAAGGAAUUCCUGGUCUUCUCAUUCAUGUACGCCGUCCUCAGUAUCGCUUACAGGUUUUUGUUUCUGGAAGAGCAGAAGAGGUAUUUCGAGAAGCUGGCUUUGUAUUGCAACCACUACGCCAACCUGAUCCCUAUGGCCUUCGUGCUGGGGUUUUAUGUGACUUUGGUGGUGAACCGCUGGUGGAACCAGUACACGAGUAUCCCGCUGCCCGACCGCCUCAUGUGUGUCAUCUCCGGAAACGUGCACGGCGCUGAUGAGCGGGGCCGCCUGCUGCGCCGGACCAUGAUGAGGUACGCCAGCCUUUCGGCGCUCCUCAUCCUGCGCUCCGUCAGCACGGCCGUCAUCAAGCGGUUCCCCACCAUGGACCACGUGGUGGAAGCAGGGUUUAUGACCAAAGAGGAGCGCAAGAAAUACGAGAGCCUUCACUCUCCGUACAACAAGUACUGGAUUCCGUGUGUGUGGUUCACCAACCUGGCCGCCAAGGGACGCAAGGAAGGACGGAUAAAGGACGACAGCGCUCUCAAGCUGUUGAUGGAGGAGCUCAACACCUUUCGGGCAAAGUGCAGCCUUUUGUUCCACUAUGACUGGAUUAGCAUCCCCCUGGUGUACACACAGGUUGUCACUAUAGCUGUAUACAGUUUCUUCCUGACCUGUCUGAUAGGUCGGCAGUUUCUUGACCCUGCCCAGGGAUAUGCAGGACAUGACAUCGACUUGUACAUUCCUGUCUUCACCCUGCUACAAUUUUUCUUCUACGCCGGUUGGUUAAAGGUGGCUGAACAACUAAUAAAUCCCUUUGGAGAAGAUGACGAUGAUUUUGAAACAAACCAUUUGAUAGAUCGCAACUUUCAGGUGUCGAUGAUGGCGGUUGAUGACAUGUAUCAGGAUCUGCCUCUUAUGGAAAAGGACCGAUACUGGAAUGAAUCCAACCCCCGGCCCCCAUACACCGCCGCCACAGUGUUCGUGCUGCAGAAGCCCUCCUUCCAGGGCUCCACCUUCGACAUGACGAUUUCCAAGGAUGACAUGCACUUCCAGCCGAUGGAAGAGAUCGAGGAGAACAGGGAAGAGGGGGGCACCCAGCAUGCACCCCUCUUCAGCCGCCUGUUACCCAGCGUCCCAUCUCCAGCCAGCAAUGUGCCGCGCUCUGCUCGCCACUUCCAGCUGCUGAAACGCAGGAACAGCGUCUCCUCCGACGCCUCCAUGUACAGCUGCCUGUGCCAGGACACCCAGACCACGGUCUGUUCCUGUGGCACCGACUCCGAGCAUAAGCCGCUAGCCCAGCUGCACUUCCUCUCGGAGGACGCCUGGCGGGGCGGGAAAGAGUCAGCCGCCAACUGCCCUCACGUCGGCGAGAGAAAGAGUGAGGAUCAGGGUACUGGCAGGCCCGAAAUGCAGAGUAGAAGUGAGUGCGCACCUCCCCUUCCCCUUGCCGAGGAAGACCAGCUCAGUGUUUCUGCUUCGAUCCCAGCCCAGGAAGGCUUGCCCCACAGAGGAGACCAGAUAUCAUCCUACGAUGCUCCUGCCAGCGCGGAGGGACCUCUGGAGAAGCAGGACUGCAGAUUCCUGAGUCCCCCAGGGAGGGUUCCUCUGCACAACCAUCCAGUAAAGGAAACCAGCCCCCCACCCUUCUGGGAACUGACAACAUCUGUUCUCAGUAACGUCUCAUCUGUAGAGGGGAGCCACACCCACCGAGGAAGCCACGGUCUCCAGCAGCUUAUUGAUGCACCAUUACUCUCCCUUUCCCCUGCUGAAGAGGAGCCGGGAGAAAAGACCGAAUGGCCGAGAGUGGUCAAGCGCUCUCUGCGAGGCGACGAUGUCCAAGAAAAGAGGAGCCGCCUGCAAGUGUCCGAGUCGCUGCAAGUCAAUGGGGGAGAAGCUGAGUCCAGAACACCAUCUGAGCUGUGAAGCGAAAAGCAUCCGAACUUUGCAAAACUCUUUUCGCCGCCUGGCUGCCCAUUAGACUUAGGCGUUCAGGUGCUGAAAACAGCACACCCAGGUUAUUAUUUGUACAAAGGUUCAAUACUCAGCGGGUCAGACAGCAUCUGUGGAUGCCUGUAUUGAGGAAGGUUCCCCCCGCCUCACCUGAGAGGUUCCGACAUCUUUGGUGUUGUUUCAGAUUUCCUGCACCUGCAAUUUUUUGACUUCCACCAUUAAAUAUUCAUGGUUUUAGCAGGUCUGUGCGUAAUAUUAACGCCUGACUGGUGCAUGUUUUGAUGGAGGACAAUGUCGGACCAGCUGUCAGGGCUCAUUAAAAAGCAGAAGGCUCUUUGUAUUGUCCUGCCCAGCCCCAUGAACCCGCUUCAAUUACCACUUGCUUCAGUCCUUCUCUGCGUUAGAUUCCGGGUGGGACUGCUCCUGCCCAGUCAGAGUCCAGCACAGAUCAGGGUGCAAAUUCAGAUAGUUAGUAAUAUAAUCAGAGAACACUACAGCACAAAAACAGGCCCUUCAUCCCAUCUAGUCCAUGCUGAUAGCUCUGGACACCAGCAAGUGUCAGGGUCCAGAGGGAUUUCAAUGAAAAGAAUAGGCAUGAACAUGAGCAAAGUAUCUUUCCGAAUCACCGAUUCCAGCUGGAAAUAAACCUGAAAGCCUUCACAGACCGAAUCCUUUUGAAACAACCAGAUCUGUUGAUGUGCAUAGUGCUUAUCCUCUACGGUUGUUUGAUAUUUAUGGUGUUACAGGAGUUGGGAUCACGGAACUACGGGAUCUGUACUCUGAGCAAAGGAUGCACACAAGAGCCUAUGUGUAGAAGUCAAAACAAACCGCAAAGGAAAAGAUGAAUUGCUUACAUUUUGGGAAAAGGCCACAUUAUCUGUAAAUAAUAAAAGUCCACUUGACAAUCACUGCAUUAACAGUGGAUAUUAUUUUCUAUAGUCAAAAAUUUGAACUUGAGUAUUUAGACUAUCGUUCUUCUCCAAGACCUGAGGUGGCGGGGUCAAUUCUGGUGUGGUUAUGCUGCUUCUAGGGGAGCAUCCCUUCAGCCAUGUCCCCGUGUCCUCAUAGAAAUUAUUCUCUCUCGCACCUUCCUAUGAACUCCCCUUCGAUUUUUUCCCAUUAGCCCCCAGGCAGCUGAGGGUUGUGACAUCACAUGACUCUACCCUGGUGCGGUGAUGUCACCGUCAGGCUGAACAGCCUCAGGCAGGGAAUUUAACCAUGCAGGUUAAUUGACAACAGAGCAGUCAUUGAUCUUCCAUAGUUGAUACAGGCCGUGGCUACCUUUGGGCAGAGUCAAUUCAAUCUACGGCUCUUAGAAUGAGUAAAUUAAUCAGCUUCCUCAUGUUGCAAUGGAAAAUAAGUAAAUGCAUAUUCUGUAGCUCCCAACAACUGGUGUUCCAAUGCUAAUGCCACAGUGUUCCACUAUCAACCUCCUCUAAAUGCCCAAAUGUUUUCUGUGCAGAUCUCUUUAACCUGCUGUACAACCCGUUGGGGAAACGAACCCUUCAAUCAGAAGAUGGGACAUGGACCCAUUAAUGGUUCAUGUUUUUCUCAAUUUAUCACAGCUAACACUGGAAACCGUCAAGUUUUAUCAUGGGAUGUUCUAGACCAUAAGAAAUAGGAGCAGUAUUAGGCUACUUGGCCCAUCGAGUCUGCUCUGCCAUUUGAUCAUGACAGAUUUAUUUUCCCUUUCAAUCACAUUCUCCCCAUAACCUUUGACACCCUUACUAAUCAAGAACCAUAAUUCAAGGAAGAUGAAAGGAAUAGAAACGAUUCAAGCUUAUUGUUCAAACCUCCUGUAAUGUGGGUGGCCAGGUUUACCUGGAUCCUUGUGGAGUUUGAUCAGACUGGCACGGCAGGGCAGCUGAUGGUUACAGUGAAUGGUCAGCCUGAGAAAUAAUGUCCAGUGGAGUUGCUAUUCCACCAUUGCCAAAUUCCAACUAGGAUCACUUCCCUUUCUCAGGUGGGUUCAUUUCAGUUUUAACUCUUUCCUUAAAAAGAAUUUUG
Hypanus sabinus (Atlantic stingray) is the source of this 4245-nucleotide messenger RNA. RefSeq names its product bestrophin-2-like. Bases 211 to 2211 code for a protein of 666 amino acids. The transcript is spliced from 9 exons. Gene Ontology annotation, molecular function: chloride channel activity. Lineage: Eukaryota; Metazoa; Chordata; Chondrichthyes; Myliobatiformes; Dasyatidae. The record is from RefSeq and is a predicted model, not a curated record.